CAGGUGGCGGGGUCUCCCUUGCAUUUCCCCGCCCCUCUCCUAGGCCUGAGAGAUGCAGCCCGGUCUCCGGUUCCUCCUCUCCUCUUUCCCCAGCCCUCCCUUCCCAUCCUUCUCCAUCCCCUGCGCGGCUGACGUGUCUGCCUGGCACUGCUCAUGCUCUCCCUCCGCCCCAAACCCCGGUCCUAACCUCGCCGCUCGCCCCCGCCUUCUCUUCUCUCCUCCACGCCGCCUCGCCAUCGCAGUCCCCCGCGCCCGGGGCCUCCCUCCGCCCCCAUCACCCCUCCAGCUCCAGCCCCAGCUCCAGCCCCAGCCCCAGCCCCAGCCCCAGCCCCAGCCCCGCCAACAUGGCUGCAGCGCCGCGUCUGCCCUUCUGUCUCCUCGUUCUACUCUUCUCCUCUGGGCCGCGGCUGGGUCAAGCGAACCGAAGCGGGGACCGGCGCUUCGCGGAGCUGAAAAGCUGCUCGGACGAGGAGUGCAGCAUGUUGAUGUACCGGGGUAGAGCUCUGCAGGAUUUCACAGGUCCAGACUGCCGAUUUGUAAAUUUCAAAGAAGGGGAAGCUGUGUAUGUCUAUUACAAAUUAGUAGGAAGAUCACCU
This is a messenger RNA of Vombatus ursinus (common wombat), 596 nucleotides long. RefSeq names its product circumsporozoite protein-like. The record is from RefSeq and is a predicted model, not a curated record. Bases 53 to 499 code for a protein of 148 amino acids. The transcript has 2 exons. NCBI's taxonomy places the organism in Eukaryota, Metazoa, Chordata, Mammalia, Diprotodontia, Vombatidae.